AUGGCUGAAGCCUCCAAAGAUCUCCCCGUGCGCCCUGCCGCCGAGGCUCAAGCCACUCCUGAGACCGCUGCCCCGCCAAAAGAUGCGAAAUCGAAGUCCAAGGGCCCCCCGCCUGCUGAUGAGCUGCCCGAGUGGCUGAUCGAGCGCAACAAGCUUUUCGAGGAACUCUGGCAAGAACACCUCGAGCUCACCAAAACCCGUGACCACCCUGAGAUCAAUGUUACCCUCGAUGUCGGCGACGGUAACCCCUCCCCCGUCCCCGCCAAGGCCUUCGAGACCACUCCUGGAUCUUUCCUGCGCGAUGUGCCCAAGGAUGUGGCCAACAAUGUUGUUAUUUGCAAAGUGAACGGUGAACUUUGGGAUCUGAACCGUCCCCUUGAGGCCGAUUCCAAAGUCGUCUUGAUUCCAUUCUCCAACCCAGAGGGUCGUGAAGUGUUCUGGCACUCUAGUGCCCACACCCUGGGUGAGGCUUGCGAGUGUGCAUUUGGUUGUCUUCUCUCCCACGGUCCUCCUACGCCUCAAGGUUUCUUCUACGAUAUGGCUAUCCCCGGGGGACGUGUCGUUCGUGAGGGAGACUGGUCAGGAUUGGAUAACAGGGCGACCAAAAUCUUCAAGGAGAAGCAAAGCUUCGACCGCCUCGAGGUUACCAAGGAGAAUCUCCGCAAGAUGUUCGCAUACAGCAAGUACAAGCUGCACUACAUUGAAAAACUGGUGACUGGAGAGAAGAGCACUGUCUACCGCUGCGGUACACUUGUCGAUCUCUGCCGUGGUCCUCACAUCCAGAACACUGGCAAGAUAAAGACCUUCAAGAUUAUGCAGAACUCGUCGGCCUACUUUAUGGGCGAUCAAAGCCAGGACUCCUUACAACGUAUUCGUGGUGUCGCCUUCCCGGACAAGAAACAGAUGGUAGAGCACUUGAAGUUUUUGGAAGAAGCCGAGAAGCGCAAUCACUUGAGAAUCGGUAAGGAACAGGAGUUGUUCUUCUUCGAUGAAGUGUCACCGGGUUGUGCAUUCCUGCUCCCUGCUGGAACCAAGAUCUUCAAUGCCCUUCAGUCCCUCUUGCGAUCUGAAUACCGCAAGCGUGGAUACCAAGAAGUCCAGACCCCUAACAUGUACGAUGUGUCCAUCUGGAAGACUUCUGGUCACUGGGCUCACUACAAGGACGAUAUGUUUAAGCUGGAUAUCGAGAAGCGGGAGUGGGCCCUUAAGCCCAUGAACUGCCCCGGCCACUUCGUCCUGUUCGGCCACCGUGAGCGCAGUUACCGUGAGCUGCCUUUGCGUGUUGCUGACUUUGGUGUUCUGCAUCGAAACGAGGCAAGCGGUGCUUUGAGCGGUCUUACUCGUGUUCGCAAGUUCCAGCAGGAUGACUCACACAUUUUCUGUACCGAGGAUCAGAUCAUGUCCGAGAUUGAAGGCCUCUUCGAGUUCCUGCAAGCCAUUUACGGCCUCUUUGGUUUCACCUUCAAGCUGAAGCUUUCCACUCGGCCUGACAACUACUUGGGUGAGAUUUCUACAUGGAACUACGCUGAGGAGCAGCUGAAGACUGCGAUGACUAAAUUCAAGGGCAAUGACUGGACCAUUGAUGAGGGUGACGGUGCCUUCUAUGGCCCCAAGAUUGAUAUUACUAUCGCCGAUGCGCUUAAGCGUGAAUUCCAGUGUGCCACCAUUCAGCUGGAUUACCAGGCACCUAUCAACUUCAAGAUGGAGUACAUGACCAAUGAGAAGUCUGUAGCUCAAGGUGACGAGGCCAAGGAGGCCAAGAAGGAUGCUGAGGCUAAGCCCAAUGACCUUGCCCCUGGUCGUGCUCGCCCUGUAGUAAUCCACCGUGCCGUCAUUGGAAGUUUCGAGCGAUUCCUGGGUAUCUUGAUUGAGCACUUUGCUGGCAAGUGGCCCUUCUGGAUCAGUCCUCGCCAAAUUCUCAUUGUGCCGGUCAUGCCUGCCCUCAACGAAUAUGCCGAGGAGCUGCAGAAGAUCCUCCAAGGUGACAAGCUGAAUGUAGACAUUGAUAUCAGUGGCAACACCAUGCAAAAGAAGAUCCGUACUGGUCAACUGGCCCAGUACAACUUUAUUUUCGUGGUUGGUGCUUCUGAGAAGGAUAGCCGCUCUGUGAACAUCCGUAACCGUGAUGACCCAGCGACCCAGAAAUUGGGUGUGAUGGUACCUCUAGAGGAGGCUCGUUCCAAACUGCGUGCAUUGCGCAAGGAAAGACGCCUGGAUAGUACUCUGUAG
This is a messenger RNA of Penicillium taxi, 2229 nucleotides long. RefSeq names its product threonine--tRNA ligase THS1. NCBI's taxonomy places the organism in Eukaryota, Fungi, Ascomycota, Eurotiomycetes, Eurotiales, Aspergillaceae. The transcript is spliced from 5 exons. Gene Ontology annotation, molecular function: ATP binding; threonine-tRNA ligase activity. Gene Ontology annotation, cellular component: cytoplasm. The coding region runs from base 1 to 2229 and encodes 742 amino acids. Gene Ontology annotation, biological process: threonyl-tRNA aminoacylation. The record is from RefSeq and is a predicted model, not a curated record.